Molecule: messenger RNA, 2874 nt
Organism: Lolium perenne
Lineage: Eukaryota; Viridiplantae; Streptophyta; Magnoliopsida; Poales; Poaceae
Cellular component (GO): membrane
Source: RefSeq, a predicted model, not a curated record
GUCAUCAAGCUGAUUGCCAGAGCCGGCAAUGGCGUCAUACGCUAGGCCAUGGGAAUACAGACUGCGGAAGUACCUCCUGCUUCUGGCGAUGGUGGUGGUCACGGUCACGUAUGCCGUGGCCUUCAACCUGCCCGGCGGUGUCUGGAGAGAAACCGCCCACGACCACCUCCCCGGUGAUCCAAUCUUCCGGAGCACCAACUACCGCCGUUACCUGGUCUUCUUCUACUGCAACGCACUCGCGUUUGCUGCGUCACUUGUGGUCAUCGUCCUCAUCCUCGUCCUCGACAUUCGGCACGACAAGGAAAAGGAGACCGUCUGGCUCGUUUCUGACGUCGUGCCGCUACGAGUACUCCUGUUGGUGGACUUUGUCGGCCUCAUGGGUUCUUACGUCGCCGGCAGCUGCCAGGACAAGGUUUCCACCAUGUACUUCUCUGUGUUGGUGGCCGCCGUCUUGGCAUACAUCGUGCUUCAGACGGUGCGGAGUUGGUGGUCUCUAGGCAAGAUCUCCGGCUCCAGCGCCGCGAUGUCGGUCCCCAACGCGGGCUCCAGCGGCGUGCCGAGGAUCAUGGAGGAAGAACGGCCUCGCGAGACCCGGAAGAAGCUGAAAAUCGAAGAACGGUUCCGCAAGGUUCUGAUGCUUUUCUCAACGUUCGUGGUGAGUAUUACCUACGUCGCAGGGUUGAGCACGCCAGGCGGCUACUGGGACAGCGCUCAGGCCGACCACCGCCCCGGAGACGCGAUUCUCAGGGACCGCCAGGGCGUGCGCCUAACCAUCUUCUUACUCUGCAACGCCACCGCGUUCCUGGCGUCCCUUCUCAUCAUCAUUCUGCUCAUCAUCGACAAGAAGCUCCGCGAGGAAACGGUGAUGCCUCUCAAGCUUUACGGGUGCAUCGUCGCCGUGCUGGUCAGUCUCUUCGGCGCGUACACCGCAGGCAGCUGCAGAAAGGUGGACACUACCGUCUUCCUGGUCAGCCUGGUCGGUGCCGUUGUGAUGUACAUUGAACUCCAUCUCUCUGUCCUUGGACCUGCCAUGACAGCCAUGAAGGGGAACUAUUUGUGGACAAGCAUCCAAUGUCUCUACAAUUCAGCCUCAAAAUGGUUGGAAGAAAGAAGAAAAUCCGACGAUGGCAGUAGCCAGGCCCUGAACAAGUCUCGUUCUCUUGUUCUACUGCUCGCCACCCUUACGGCCACCACCACUUAUACGGCGGGGCUGGAUCCGCCUGGCGGAUUUUGGCAAGACAACGUCGUCCGAGGGCACAUGGCCGGCGACCCGAUCCUCCUUGCGAUGCACUGGCGGCGUUACAAGGCCUUCUACUACUGCAACUCGGUUGCCUUCGUGGCAUCCUUGGUUGCCAUCAUAAUGGUUCAGAAGGGCCUUCUGGUUUGGCACCACAUGCUGGAGGUGGCCAUGGCACUGGAACUGUUCGGCCUCAUGGGCGCGUACGUCGCCGGGAGCUACCGCGACGUGCAGACCUCCACUUACAUCAUGGCCUUGUUUGGCGCCGUCCUGGUCUACUUUCUGAUCCACAUCAUCUUGUUCACGCUGAACCACGAGGACCGCAGUGGUGAAUCGAAUGAUGAUUUGCACAAGCUGUUGGAGAAGAGGCGCAAGUGGCUGCUCCUCUUCGAGAUCCUGGCCGCAGCCUUUACCUACCAGGCCGGCCUCUCCCCUCCCGGCGACUUCCUGUUACAGGACGACGAGUCCGGCGGGCACCUUGCGGGCGGCUCGAUGCUCCGGUACUACUUCCCGCGCCGCUACAAGGUCUUCUUCUACUGCAACUCGGCGAGCUUCAUGGUGUCAAUGGCCCUCAUCAUCCUCCUCACCAACACCUACCUGUACAGGGCAGUUAUACGAAGCAAUGUUCUCUCAUUCUUCACGGCGGCGGGCUUGAUUUGUUUUAUGGGUGCCUUCGCCGCGGGAGGCACUCAAAAUACCAAGACAUCCUUCUACAUGUUGCCGUUGGUGGCCGUGGUCCUCUUCUUCGUUGUGCGACUGUCCGUGGUGUUUCUGUUGAGGAGUCGCAAGAAGAGUAGUGGCAUUAUCGGCACGCCAGCUGAGACAUCAUCCACAGAAGAGAGGACAGCGAUGGAAGAAGAAGGAAAAAGGCACGCAAGGCGCAAGUACCUGAUGAUGCUAGGAAUCCUGGUUGCGAGCGUCACCUACAAGGCCGGCCUGAAACCGCCGGGUGGAACGUGGCUGAGCAGCUACGACGGAGACGGAUACGAGGCGGGCAACCCGGUGAUGCAUGACAAAAGGAGGACCCGGUACCUCGUAUUCUUCUACGGCAAUUCCACUUCCUUUGUGGCGUCCAUUGUCGUAAUUGCCCAGCUGCUGCGGACGCCACUACAAGAGAGCCAAGGGUGGCUCACGGUGAUCGACACGACCAUCCUGCUGGAUUUGGUCGCUCUACUAGGGGCGUACAUAGCUGGCUCCAGCAGGGGGUGGGAGACGUCCGCCUGCUUCGUCGCGGUGAUCAUCGUCGUGCUGGGAUGCUUGGCAAUACCUACGGCGCUAUCAUUCUGCUGUUCUAGGAAUCAUGCUACCCAGCAGGAGGGUCAGCAUGGCAGCCAAGAAAUUCCUCCUCAGUCACUGGGACAGCCAGUGGAAGUGUUGUGAUUUCGUUAUCGGUCUGCUCACUAGGCCAUUACUCUUCGAUGUACAACCAAGCUUACGUAAAACUUUCUACUACUUCCUGUUACUAGAACUCCAUCUCUACACGCAGCUUAGUUCUAUCGUCCAAUCUAUGUUUUGCUCUACUUCUCUUUCUUUGGACUUUUAAUUAAUCUAGAUGAGGUAAUCGCCGUACCAAGAAUCCCAGUUGGAGCAUGUUUACGGACAUAACAAUGUUGUUAACCCACUAAUAAUCAGGCGUC